AUGUUUUUGGUAUAGGAGUUCCUGUAAUAGAAUUAGGUUAUGCUUUUUAAGCAUAAGGGAUGGAAUAUUAUGGAUUUAGAAAUGAAUAAGGAACAUCUUAUGCAUGUGAAGCUAUAGUUUAUUUAACGCGAAUUUGGAGCCAAAGUAAUUUAAUGUAUAUAGAUUAUAGAUAAGCAAUUUAAGAUAAGCACCAAUUUUGAUAGAGAAAGCAAUUAGAUAAAGUUGUGCUGGUAGACCUGGAGUUGCAUAUAUUGUAGUGUCAGGUGAGUUAUUAAAAAGUAAUAUACCUGAGAAUGAAUUAAUUAAGGUUCCAACAUUUAAUUUAGAAUAAAUUCCAAGAAACAUGGCUGAUCCUUAAAAUAUACUUUAAGCUGUUUAAUAAUUGAAGAAUGCAAAGAGACAACUUGUAAUUGUAGGGAAAGGAGCUGGAAUAAGUUUAGCAGAAAAUUAAGUAAUUAAAUUUAUUGAAUCAACAAAAUUGCAAAGGAGUAGUUCCUGAUUCUAAUAAUUUAAAUGUAUCUGCAGCUAGAUUAACAGCUCUUGGAGAAGCUGAUGUUAUUUUAUUAAUAGGUGCAAGAUUGAAUUGGAUAUUACAUUUUGGUUUACCUCCAAGAUUUAAUGAUAAUUGUUAAAUUAUAUUGAUAGUUAAAUUUUGA
Molecule: messenger RNA, 656 nt
Organism: Paramecium sonneborni
Lineage: Eukaryota; Ciliophora; Oligohymenophorea; Peniculida; Parameciidae
Source: the annotation of a GenBank genome assembly